ACUGUGCUAGCUUCACAAUUUUCAAAUCGAAAAAAGGUUUCUAUUAAUGAUUUAAUACCUUUCCAUAAACUGAAAUUUAUGUCCAUAAGCAAAAACAAAGAGAAAUUCCAACCAAAUGAAUAAAAAAAUAAUUAGAAAAAGUGUUAGUUUACAUUAUAAAUGAGUGUUCACAAACAAUAAUAAUCACAUACAUGCCUAUCCUCGUUUUCCAUACACAUUCUCAUCACUUUCUUCUUUCUUUAGUAAUCACUGUCACCAUCAUCAGGCAUGGGUCGCCGUAAGAUCGAGAUUAAGAUGGUGAAAGACACCAACACAAGGCAGGUCACAUUCUCCAAACGAAGAACCGGUCUUUUCAAGAAAGCCAACGAACUUUCUAUUCUCUGCGGAUCCGAGGUUGCUAUUGUGGUCUUCUCUCCGGGAAACAAGCCUUACUCCUUCGCCCACCCCACCGUCGACGCUGUCGUCGCCAAGUUCCUCAUCCAAAACCCUGAGCGGCGUGGUGGAGGCGAUGAUGACGAGGACAGCAGCGAUGAUAAUGAUGGUGGUGCUGAUCCAGACACCUUGGACCAUUUGUUCAAGGAGACUGUGGAACAGGUGCGCGUGGAGGAAAAAGUGGGCGCGGCGCGUGAAAAGGCUAUCAAAGAGGUUGUUGAGGGAGGGAAGAAAUGGUGUGAGAUUGGUGAAUUGAGUGAACUGAAAAGGAGGGUGAGGGAGCGUCUUACUAUGUUGGAGACAGUUGAGUCCAUGAUGCUUCUUUCACAUGAACCUGUGGUGAUGGGAACCACUGUGGAUAACCAUCUUUCUAAAAUCAAGAGGAGAAGAUCAAUGAUGUAAUGGUAAUGAUUAAUUCUUAAUUAGUAAUUAGCAUCAACUAUAGUUAUAUUUUGCCCCAAAUUUCCGCCACUAGUUCCAUGGGUGGAAUACUGUAAUUUCAUCAAUAAGCUCUUUAUUAUAUUUUGCUUGUCUUGAAUUUCUAGUUUAAUUUGUAAAUGAAUUAAAAGAUGAGAAUCUUUUUCAAUUAUUAGCAUACAUGCAUGGAUUAUGUUUUAUGUGGAAUUUAAUUUCUAAGUAU
Arachis ipaensis is the source of this 1072-nucleotide messenger RNA. RefSeq names its product MADS-box protein SOC1-like. Gene Ontology annotation, molecular function: RNA polymerase II cis-regulatory region sequence-specific DNA binding; protein dimerization activity; DNA-binding transcription factor activity, RNA polymerase II-specific. Lineage: Eukaryota; Viridiplantae; Streptophyta; Magnoliopsida; Fabales; Fabaceae. Gene Ontology annotation, biological process: positive regulation of transcription by RNA polymerase II. The record is from RefSeq and is a predicted model, not a curated record.